AUGGCCCCAGGCCAGAAACACUUCUUACUGCUAGAUGUGGAUUAUUUCUCUAAGUGGGUAGAAGCAGAGGCCCUGGCCAGGAUCACAGAAGAUGCCGUCAUCCAAUUUCUAUGGAAGAACAUUCUUUGCAAGUUCGGUAUUCCACACAAAUUGGUGUCAGACAACGGAAGGCAAUUUCAAAGGAAGAAAAUCCAAGCUUGGUGUAAGGGGUUUGGCAUAAUGCAGACCUUCACUUCAGUGGCAUACCCACAAAGCAAUGGUCAGACUGAGGUGGUCAAUCGAGAAAUAGUACGAGGUCUGAAGGUUAAGUUGGAUCAUGUGGGAGGCCCAUCAGCUGAGCCAGAAGGAGCUGAGGGGGCACCUGAGAAGGCGCUGAAGGUGAGGCAGCUGGUGAAGGGCGAUGUGAGGGGCCAACUUCGGUGCUCUGAUGCUGUUGCGGGGUGGAAGAUUGAGCUAGCGGAGGCUCGGUCGGAACCACAGGUGGAGUAG
Molecule: messenger RNA, 489 nt
Organism: Zingiber officinale
Lineage: Eukaryota; Viridiplantae; Streptophyta; Magnoliopsida; Zingiberales; Zingiberaceae
Exons: 2
Coding region: 1-489 (162 amino acids)
Biological process (GO): DNA integration
Molecular function (GO): nucleic acid binding
Source: RefSeq, a predicted model, not a curated record